Messenger RNA from Blastomyces gilchristii SLH14081, 435 nucleotides. RefSeq lists its product as uncharacterized. NCBI's taxonomy places the organism in Eukaryota, Fungi, Ascomycota, Eurotiomycetes, Onygenales, Ajellomycetaceae. The annotation marks the transcript as partial. The record is from RefSeq and is a predicted model, not a curated record. The transcript has 3 exons.
CUGAGAAAUUUGAAAAACAAUGUUAUGUUUUACUGUAAUCUAGAAUAUGUUAAAGCUCUCUAUCAGAAAUAUUCAUUUAGAUGUGACUUGAUGACUUGCAUGCAUAAGAAAUUCAGUCACUUAGAAAGUUCUGAACUUAUGAGUGUACUUAAAUCAAGAACUAUUAAAAAAUCUGAUCCUGGUCCCAGACACAGUCACACGGUCAGUCUAAGCAUGACUGAGAACAUUCAGAUGUACACUCAUAAGUGCCUAAAUUAUCAGAUUGUAAAAGAAUCUAAGAAAGAGUUGAAAUAUGAGAAAGUACAAUAUCAGAUGAAAUUCAUGAAAGCAGUUUCAGAGAUGAUAGAGAAGAUGAUGAUGAAGUUUCUACAUAAUGAGAUCUAUAUUAACUAUGAAAUGUCAUGUGAGAUUCUAACUGAUAACAGUGCAAAUCUU